This is a messenger RNA of Microstroma glucosiphilum, 2766 nucleotides long. RefSeq lists its product as hypothetical. Bases 194 to 2743 code for a protein of 849 amino acids. Lineage: Eukaryota; Fungi; Basidiomycota; Exobasidiomycetes; Microstromatales; Microstromataceae. The record is from RefSeq and is a predicted model, not a curated record. The transcript has 2 exons. Gene Ontology annotation, cellular component: nucleus; cytoplasm. Gene Ontology annotation, molecular function: tRNA-specific adenosine-34 deaminase activity; protein binding.
AGAUCUUCUCGCCAUUUGCUCUCACGGCCAUCCGAGCACAACCUCACCACCACACAUGCGGCAUCGUUGCGGACGGUGAAGGAGCGAUCACCAGAGCAUCAGUGUCUGCCGUAGCUUGCCAUCCUUGAGGAACACCACCAAGGCCCGGUCGAUCACGCAGUCUAUCGCAGCCUCGGGCCCACGACUGCCUAGCAUGGAUUGCUCCUAUGCCUCGUCUUCCGCCCAUACCUUGGACGACGACAUAGCAGUCGGCUCUCGUCAGCCAAAUCCUUCAGGUGAAAGUGUGACAAGAGCAAUUGAAGAGGAGAAGCAGACCUCUCCAGCGGCGCAGUACUAUCCGCCCUCCACCCCGCACCUCAAUCCGAAUAAUCUCCUCAUCCUCUCGCAUCAGUCCAGAGGCAGGGGCGUGUAUGCGUCGAGGCCUCUGCCGGCUGGCACCGUCGUCGAAAUCAGCCCUGUUCUGAUCUUUGGCAAAGAUGAAUGGGAGCAGCAUGGUUCGAGGACGAUCUUGGACUGCUACACAUUCAAGUGGGGCAGAAUGGGGGAGAUGGCACUAGCCUUGGGUCUUGGGUCUUUAUUCAAUCACUCAGCGUCCCCAUCUGUUGCAUUCAAGCUUGAUCGUCCCUCGCACUCUAUUCGCUACACACUCGUACGAGACGUUGUAGCAGGGGAAGAGCUGUGCAUCUCUUAUGGCCCCUGGGGCCAGCAAUACGAGGAAGGCUCAUCCAAUCCGGAUAGCGGCGAUGUAUCCGACUAUGAUGACCGCAAAGAGAGGGAACUGGCGGACUUUCUCAAGAUAGGCGAAGAGAGGAGUGAUAGCGAAGGAGAGACCUCCAGCCAGAGGCCAGGUGUACAGAGAAAGGUCGUCAGAAGAACGAGGACGAGGUACAUCAAUGGCAAUAGCGCAACGAAGCCCUCGAAUAGUAACACUGGCAGUGGCAGUGACAGCGGGCUAGAGCGUACAAGUAGGAGCUCGGACGGAGGUGAAGCACUGCGAGCGGCAGUCGGCUCGCAUUUGUCAGACGAUCACACGCGAAGCGCCCUCAACAAGGCCAUGGACAGAAGAGAAUCCAAUGGCCCAUCCUCAAUAUCGCAGACGAGCGUCGUAACCGUCAAUGGCACAUCUGCUGCCUCCUCAUCAGCUCCCGUCUGGCGUCUCUCCUCACUACCGGACCCCAUGACGGUGCCGCUUCAAAUGCUCUCUUGCUAUGCUCUGCUCAUUCCUCCGCGGUCCUCCUCGGAGAUUAUGAAGUUCUUGCGGAAGCAUUCGCUUUUCUUAGGUCGUGGAAAGGUCCCCGGCUCAGAAGAGGACGCGAUACGUCACGCAAAGACUCUCAUGAAGCAUCCGGACGAUAAUGGCAACCUCCGAUCACUUCUGUGUCCAGCUGCCCACGUAGACGAGGCAGCCCUGAAGCAGCUGCUGAAGGAGGAUGGCUUGAUGGAUGCGGAAGAAAGAGAGACAAAGCUGCUCCGCGUGGACGUAGCGUCGACGCCUGCCCCAAUCAAGACGAGAGCAACAGAAUGGUCAGCGUCUUGGCCCGUAGCCUUACGAUCCAUGGCCAACUCUUCGAACAGCGCAGCUGUCCCCUCACCUGGCACCCCAAGUCAGGGUGGAGGUACCUCUACACCGUCUGCGAUCCACGCGUCAACGAGGCCAGGCUUUAUCGACCGGAAGAUAGAUGCAGCCUUCUGGUCAGAGAAGAGGGUACACUGGGUCAUACGGAAGCUAGCCAGAUGCGUGGUGCUUGCCCAGGAUGCGAAAGACCGGGGUGAGAUUCCUGUGGGAGUACAUGUCUGUCCUAGUAUUCUCUCGACAGCGAUCGCAAGCAAUGGCGGUACAGGGGUUCCCGCGGCCCCUUCUUCGACAGCCGCAUCGGAGUAUGUCAACCACUCGGGUACAGAUGCCGUGACGCUUGUGCCUCCACCUUCGUCCUCGGAGGUGCAAGGGAGCGGGUCCGUUACCCUUGCAGCGCCCUGGUACGGCGGAUGGGACUCCGAUGGCAUUCCUCUGCCCGGCGGUGAGGCCAUAGAAGUAGACGCUUUUGAUACAAGGAAGUCGCAAAGGAACCCCAUCAAGCAUGCCGUGGGGAAUGCCAUUCAAGGAGUGGCAGAGCUGCGAGCCUACAAGCGUGGAGCAGCAUCCACCAGCGCCGAGCAGCAACCAUCCGUCAUCCGGGGUCGGCCAAUGGGCAGUGAGCCGUCCAGCGAUCAUUCAGCGGAGCAGAGCAUCUCCCCAGUUGCUCGCCUCGCCUCGAAUGGAGAUGCGCAUGCCGACGCAACGAUGGCGUCAUCGCCACAUACCGCCCUGACUUCGCUAUCACCCUCUCCUGCCCGGCCGGCCUCGCCAUCUCUCCCGCUCUUACUCAACGGUCAAGAUUACCUCCUCACCUCUCUCACCCUCUUCACCACCCACGAACCCUGCGUGUACUGCUGCAUGUCUCUUGUGCACUCUCGCGUGCGCACGUUGAUCUUUCUCGAAAGCUCCAGCGGAUCUGGUGGAUGUUGCGGCAGUCAGCUCCCCGAUGGGAAGAGAUGCAACGAUGGUCUUGACGAAGGGGGGGAGGGAGGACCUUAUGCUUUGCAGGAGCAGAGAGGCCUAAACCAUCGAUUCGAGGUUUGGAAGUGGAGAGGUGGGAGGCAGAGGAUUGAGGAGGAGGUGGCACGGCUGCGUGGUGAAAGACAGCAGGAGGAGGACCUGGCGAAUCUUCUGGACUUGAAGAGGUGGGGAAAUAUCGAUCCGUAAGCGCUCACGCUGAGGUAGUGCUC